CCUGUUGGAAGCCGCUGUAAAAUGUCGUGAGGAGCGCCGCUGCUUUACGGCUGCCUCUCCCAGACUAGAGCCCCGGAGCGCCCACCGCCGUCAGCCGCGUCUCCAAGCUAGUCGGCCCCGUGGAGAGCGAGAGACCCUGCGCACCACAGCCCUCUCCGCUGCGCCCAUUCCUGCCCCCGGCGAUGUGAGCUCGGGGAGGCAGCGGUGCCCGCUGGCCCGGGGUUGAGACGGCUGGCAGGUGCCUGUGAGGCGGGCGGGUGCCGGGGGCCAGCAGGAUGGAGGAAAGCAUGGAAGAGGAGGAGGGGGGCAGCUACGAGGCGAUGAUGGACGACCAGAACCACAACAACUGGGAGGCUGCGGUGGACGGCUUCCGGCAGCCCCUGCCACCCCCACCGCAUCCCUCUUCGAUCCCGGCCUCUGCCCGAGAGCCUCCAGGGGGGCAGCUGCUGGCGGUGCCCGCGGUCUCCGUGGACAGGAAAGGCCCCAAGGAGGGGCUCCCGAUGGGGCCGCCGCCACCGCCUGAGGCUAAUGGGGUGAUCAUGAUGUUGAAGAGCUGCGACGCGGCCGCCGCCGUGGCCAAGGCGGCCCCCGCCCCCACCGCCAGCUCCACCAUCAACAUCAACACCUCCACCUCCAAGUUCUUAAUGAAUGUUAUAACUAUUGAAGAUUAUAAGAGCACAUACUGGCCAAAAUUGGAUGGUGCCAUAGAUCAACUUUUAACUCAGAGUCCUGGUGACUAUAUCCCCAUAUCCUAUGAACAGAUAUACAGUUGUGUGUAUAAAUGUGUAUGCCAGCAGCACUCGGAACAGAUGUAUAGUGAUCUGAUUAAAAAGAUAACUAAUCACUUAGAGAGAGUCUCGAAGGAGCUGCAGGCCAGCCCUCCAGAUCUCUAUAUUGAAAGAUUUAAUAUAGCUCUUGGACAAUAUAUGGGAGCAUUGCAGAGCAUUGUGCCUCUUUUCAUAUAUAUGAAUAAGUUUUACAUCGAAACCAAGCUUAACAGAGACUUAAAAGAUGACCUUAUAAAGCUGUUUACGGAACAUGUUGCAGAAAAGCACAUUUACAGCCUAAUGCCUUUACUUUUAGAAGCCCAGUCAACACCAUUUCAGGUCACACCUUCAACUAUGGCAAAUAUUGUGAAAGGCCUGUAUACCCUCAGACCAGAGUGGGUUCAGAUGGCUCCAACUCUAUUUUCUAAAUUUAUUCCAAACAUUCUUCCUCCUGCGGUGGAAUCUGAACUUUCUGAAUAUGCUGCUCAAGAUCAGAAAUUUCAAAGAGAACUUAUACAGAAUGGCUUUACAAGAGGUGACCAGUCCCGGAAGAGAGCUGGGGAUGAGUUGGCUUAUAACAGUUCGUCAGCGUGUGCAAGUUCCAGGGGGUACAGAUAGUGAAUGUGCUUUCCUUCCUGAAAAGAGGACACACUGGAGCUGCAGAGACUGUAUUCAGAGCACAGUGGGGGCUGCAGACACUCAGGAGCUCUGUCACAAAGCUGUUCGUGGAAGAGGAUGUUGGACUUCUUACUUGGUUUGUAAUUUUAAAACAAAAACUAAAAAAAAAAAAAAACAAAAAAAGUUGCUGCUAGACUUGGGGGUGAUUUUGAAAUGGGACAAUCUUUUAAUUAAGAGUUUAUCUACAGAUUCUGUGAGGAAAAAGCAUCUCAGAAAGUGACCAUUUCUAAGUGAAAUCUGACAGCCAAAAUCAGCAGCUUCCUCCAAAAAUAGAAGAGCAGAAUUUUUUUUUUAAGCACUUGUUUUGUUCAUUUGUGGACUUGGCAUUUUGGUGUAUUGGUUUCACAUGUCAGGAUCUCUUUUGCUUUAAAACUAAGCAGAUCAUUACAAUACAGUAUUUUUUACCCAUAACCAAAACAACCCCCUUUAAAAGAGUUGGUCUUUGUUUAGCAUUAGAAAGUCUUAGUAAAGGAAAAUGCUAACUCUGCUUUUGCUAGAACUUUCCCCCAUCAGUUCACAACUUUUUUCUACUCUGUGCCUUGAGCUUUGUGCACUUUGCAACUGUGUGACCAUGUUGUCAAACUCCUCCUGGAGAAGUGUAUGGUAUCUAAACUCACCCACCAAGAUGGCAGGUGUGGCCCUGUAGCAGGAUGCUAAUUAAGUGGGAAAAUAGACACCUGUUGCACAUUGGUUAGAUUUUCCCCUGGUUCACCAUAGCAUAUUCAUGUUAAUGUUGGGGACCAACUCUCACAGAGCAUUUCCAUUCCCUAUGCCACUUAACACGAUGUCACCAGCUGCUGUAGUAUUGGCAGUACUCUAGUUUAGGGAUGGGCGGUACUUUAGCUCUGAAGUUCCCCUUAGUAUUAUUGAGAGCUACUUCCUGUAAUGCUCUAGGAAGCAGAUAGUUAUUAAGUCCAAAUACACCCAGUGGGGUGGGGUUCCCCAUCACUUCAUUUUAAAUGAGUGAGAUAAUUACUUAAAACAAGUCUGUUAUUUGAACAUUAUAUUUGAGUGUGAUAGGGAAGAAGUAGCACUGCUGUCUUAAGGCUUCCUUCUAGCUGUGGCAAAGCUAUAUUUCUGUUUCUCUACAUCCACAGUGCUUUUUAGUCCUUCAUAAAAGGCUGUUGUUGUAAGCCCAAGAAAAUAGAUGCAGCAAGAGAAAAAUACUUUUCUUCUCAAUUUUGCUUGAAUCUUAAUUGAGCAUAGGCUUCUCUACUAGGCAACAUCAGACUAAGAGUAUUUACCUCUUCAGAGAACUUGAGAGGAAAAGAAACAUCCCAGGGAUACUGUUGCAUGUCUGCUCUGCAGGUUUUUCAUAAAGCUGCCUCUGUCAAUUCAGUUUGUUGUUUUUUGGGGGGAGUGGUGUGGAUGGGAGAGUUAGAAGUGGGAUAUUGGGAGCAAGUAAGUCACCCAGUAAUAGAAGUCCUUGAUUUGCAAAACUGUUAUGCAGAGAAGUAAAGAUAAAGGUUGUCAGAUUUAUUUUUUAAAGUACUUAACCAGAGUUGGUGGAUUUUGUGGACUUUAAUUUGACUCAGUUCACUCUGUGAGCAUCCUGGAUUGCAUCGAUGAACACUGAAUUGCUGUAAGAAUGUAGACAGGCUCUCACUAUGACCUGGACAGUUUAAGUUGCUACACCGGUAACAUUCUAGUAUCAAGGAGAAUUCCAUUCAUCAUGACAUUCACAUUUUACUUUUCUCAGUGGAAUGCUUGCUGCAGGCUUACAAUUCACACCUAGAACUGAAGUCUGAGUGGUGGUAAUUUUUCUGAAAGGAAUAAAAUUGGAAUGUUUCUUUAAAUGUGGACAAUUUCUUCAGUAUCCUAAUAUACCCAAAUGCUUUUUCUGGGAGAGAGCAUUCUUUUACAAAAGAACUUUCCCUAUAAAAGCAUCACAGUAUAAUGUGAAUUGGCAUUAAAAUCUUUGGAUGCUUUUGCAUUAUUAAGUUCAUGGAGAAAUACUUUAUAUUUUACUAUGUAUGUAUUAAUAAAAAGUGGGCAAAGUAAAGUCUGCAAAAUUUAGUUUCUCUAAAUUUUUGCUCAGUGACUGCAGCUGGCUAUGGGUCAGGGCUUAGUACAACAAAACCUUGCCUGGAAGGCACUCUAGAAAGGUUGUACAUAGUCUCCCAGUCUGCAUGUCCUGGCUGUUCAUCAUCUUGGCCCCUUGAGGCACAUCGCAGUAUGAAGGACCUGUUUAAGUUGAAAUAGACUUUGCUUAUUUAUUGGGAUUCUUAAAAAUUCUGAGUUUGCAAUAUGAGAGGAAGUAAGAUUUCCUACCCCUUCCCCUCAUUUUAUAUUGACUGUUUGCCAGAAAGUAUUUUCUUCUGUUUUCUUGUAUUUUGCUUUUGAGAUGGAGUCUCACUCUGUCACUCAGGCUGGAGUGCAGUGGUGUGAUCUUGGCUCACUGCAACCUCUGCCUCCUGGGUUCAAGUGAUUCUCCUGCCUCGGCCUCCUGAGUAGCUGGGAUUACAGGCACGUGCCACCACGCCCAGCUAAUUUUUGUAUUUUCAGUAGAGACGGGGUUACACCAUGAUAGUCAGGCUGGUCUCGACCUCCUGACCUCAAGUGAUCCACCCGCCUCGGCCUUCCAAAGGGCUGGGGUUACAGGUGUGAGCCACCGUGCCUGGCCUUUUGUAUUCUUGCCAGUAUAGUAUAUGGUUUUUCUACCCCAAUUACAUACUGGCUUUUGUACCAACAUCACUAAAGGCCCAAAUCAUUGAAGAUAGAAAACCAUACAUGCAGGCUGAUUGUGUGGUUAGUCAGUGGCCGAUUUGCUUAAACUGUCUAGUAUGUUUGUGCAGCCUGAAACUAGCUCCUUGAAAGGGAAGCCAGGUCAGUCAUCUUGAAAAAAUGACAUGUAAAAGUAAAUAGAUAAUUGUUUUGAGAGACGGUACAUAUUUUAAAGGUUGGCCUUAAGCUUCAGUAACAUUGUCAUUUUGUGACCUUUUGUUGUCACAGCUGUACCCUAACCUGACAGGAAUUACUAGUGUUUUUUUGUGGGGCAGAAAGCAAAACCUGGUGUUGUGACUAUUAUCCUAAUAGUUCUUAGGCAAGGUUAGUAAGAAGCAACACAAACCCAGAUGCAUGCAUUGUGCAUUAUUUUGUAGACAAGUCCCUUGUCUUCUGUCCCUUUAACAAAUUUGUAGCAACUACCCUCCCUUUCUUUGGGGUCUAGAGUGAAAGCUAAUUUGUGGGUAGAUUGUGCAUUAUUUUGUGCAUUAUUUUGUAGACAAGUCCUUUCCUUCUGUCCCUUUAACAAAUUUGUAGCAACUACCCUCCCUUUCUUUGGGGUCUAGAGUGAAAGCUAAUUUGUGGGUAGAUGAGAUUGCAGAAGAAUGGAUGUCCAUGGCUGUGAACACUGCACAUCCAUCUCCAGUGCUCACACCUGUGCAGCUACCACUCCCUGGCUGCAUGCCAUACUGUCAGGUUGCAGAUUUGCACACAUAAAUUCCUCAGGAAGAGUUUGCAUGAGCAUCACCUCGCAAUAUUCUGUACUGACCAAACAAGGGAUUUGAACGCUUUUCAGCACAAAAGGAUAACUUCCGAGUGGUGGUCUGUACACAUACUAGCAAAGGUAAUGGUGAUCUAGCAAACAAAAUUGGUUUCUGCAGUUGGAAGUGAGCAGGAGCACUUGUAUUAUAGUAUUUAAAUAAUCCUGGUUAAUCUCUUUUUAAGCAGAGUAACCCUUCCAGAUUUUGCCUUUUUAUUAUUGAGGCUGGCUUUAUUUUCUUCUUUUUCCCCCCGUUUUAUAGCAGUUAAUUCUUUUUGUGAUUAUUAUGCAGGAAGGAUUGCCCUUGAGUUAAAAUGUUAUUGUUUCAUAAGCAGCUAUUAAAAUAACUGAGCAUUGUUUUAUGAAAUACACUAAUCUGAGAUACUGAAAAGCUUUGCAACUAAAAAGCAAAACAACCCACAUUAGUCAUCUAGCUAUUGUUUGGAUGUUUUGAGUUGAUUUUUUAUGGUGCCUCUUUUAGCUUGGAAUAUUAUGUUUACUUUAAUCCAAGUCUAGGCCUUUUAAAGGGUCCUUAAAAUUAAAGUUCGGAAUGUCAAUCCCUUUGACACCUAUUACAGGUUUAUAGCACCUUUUUGGUUGUGAUUACUGUUUUCAAUACAAUGGUGUAAAUGAAGUUCACUUUUGUCAGAAGUUAAAAUGGAGGUCAUAGGAGUUCAUGGAGAAAUAGCUCUCCUAUUUCCCCGUUGAAAUUCACCCCAGUUUCUGGCCACAAGAAUAUGAGAAAGGAACCCUGUUCUUUUCCAAGGGAAAUUAUCCUUCUCUGUCCCCACUGUUGAUUAACUGAAGUCCCAGACACUUUCCUUCCUCCACUGGCCAAGACCCACCUUGAACCUCUUUUCAGAGCCGAGUGGCAUGAAUACGUGUACUGUUUCUGCUUCUGUUGACGGAGUGGCUAUGGGAGUAUUAAAGGAAAUGCUAAUUCGAGCUUCAUUCUUAGGGGAACCUACUAUAUAUUGCAUCCCUGCUGGUUGGAAAUUACCUUCAUCUCUGGACUGCAUUGUUUAGAAAAAUGUUAAUGGCUUACGAUUCUGAAAACUUUAUAGUGUGGCUCUGGGGUUAAGAAUUCUGUGGUUUGAAAAAAAUAAAUAUUUUGUAUUAAUUCUUACAUGUCAUUUGCAAUGUUGUGACUAUGUACUAAAUGCAGUAAGACUGUGGGUGUUCUCUUAGAAGAGUGUGUUUUGUUAAACAGAUGGCAGUUCACUCUCAUUAGUCCUGUUUGUCAAUAUUACAGCCACGCACUUCAGGAUAACUUAUUCAAAUAUGAAGUCAUGGGAAGCUAUGGCUAGUAACAGGAAUGCUUAAGAAAAAUUUGGAUGGCAAGCACAGGCAAGAGGCUUUUGCCACUCACUAGCACAGCCAGAGCAAGGAUAAAGCAAUGAAGUCUUGUGCCUAGUGGUGCUUGCUUGUCAGAAGCCAGUGAGCUCAGCAUAGGGCGUUCUGUACAUCAUCUCAUUAAUCCAAGAAAAACAAAAUGGCGGAGGAAACUCCUACUGACCUGGGAUACAAAGCCACUGACUUUGGCUCUUGAUCUUUUGGUGGGUUCUGAAUCACUCCUUCUGUAUUAGGGCGUAUACUAUCACUCUAAAACAUUGUGGUGAAUGAAAUAAAUCUUGUACAGAUGUC
This is a messenger RNA of Rhinopithecus roxellana (golden snub-nosed monkey), 6573 nucleotides long. It is a transcript of the gene CACUL1, whose product is annotated as CDK2 associated cullin domain 1. Bases 276 to 1385 code for a protein of 369 amino acids. Lineage: Eukaryota; Metazoa; Chordata; Mammalia; Primates; Cercopithecidae. Gene Ontology annotation, molecular function: ubiquitin protein ligase binding. The transcript is spliced from 9 exons. Gene Ontology annotation, biological process: ubiquitin-dependent protein catabolic process. The record is from RefSeq and is a predicted model, not a curated record.